UUCACUGGAAGAGUGGUGGCAGGUGACGCUGGUAGGAACACCAUGGCUGGGGGUGUGUGGGGCCGGGGCCGGGAUGGCCCUGUGGGAUCCCUAACUCUUACAGCUCUAGCUGAAGGGAUCCGGGCUAACCAGGGGCAGCCUGUGGGACCCUCUUCCACAGGCCCUCAGGCUGAGCCCCCGGAGCUUGGGCCUGAGGCUGAGAUCUGCCCUCAAACACUCACCCCUGCCUUUGAGGCCCAGCCUGGGAAUGAAGUGGUUGCCCCCACAGCUGGCAGUGGGAACUGUUCCCCACACGAUGCCCAGGAGCCAGCCCCCGAGAGACCCUUCCAGGCUUCCCAGUAUUCCUGGGAGGAAGGAGCCCUUGCAGACCUUGCGUUGUAUACAGCUGCCUGUCUGGAGGAGGCUGGCUAUGCGGGAACCCAGGCAACAGCGCUCACUCUGUCCUCAGCCCUGGAAGCCCGGGGGCAACGACUGGAGGACCAGGUUCACGGUCUGGUGCGUGGGCUGCUGGCACAGGUGCCUAGCCUGGCGGAGGGGAGACCCCGGCGGGCAGCCCUACGGGUGCUGAGCGCACUGGCUCUGGAGCAUGCGCAGGAUGUGGUGUGUGCGCUGCUCCCCAGUUCUCUGCCCCCGGACCGGGCAGCCGCUGAGCUGUGGCGAAGCCUAAGCCGGAACCAGCGUGUAAAUGGCCAGGUGCUGGUGCAACUGCUGUGGGCACUGAAGGGCGCAGCUGGUCCUGAGCCUGAGGCUCUGGCGGCCACACGCGCUCUUGGGGAGAUGUUGGCAGUCUCUGGCUGCGUGGGAGCCACUCGGGGUUUCUACCCUCACCUGCUGUUAGCCCUGGUCACACAGCUGCAUGAGCUGGCUCAAGGGGUCCAUUCCCCUGACAGCCCUAAGGUUUGGGAGCCUUCUCACCGAGGGCCACCUCACAGCCACGCCAGCUGCACCGUGGAGGCCCUGAAGGCCCUGCUCACAGGGGAUGGUGGCCGAAUGGUGGUCACAUGCAUGGAGCAAGCAGGAGGCUGGAGGAGACUGGUAGGAGCCCACACGCACCUGGAGGGUGUCCUGCUGCUGGCCAGUGCCAUGGUGGCGCAUGCCGAUCACCAUCUGCGAGGCCUUUUUGCAGACUUGCUUCCUCGGCUACGAAGUUCCAAUGACCCGCAGCGCCUCACAGCUAUGGCCUUCUUUACUGGGCUGUUGCAGAGCCGGCCCACUGCACGGCUCUUACGGGAGGAAGUCAUCCUGGAUCGGCUUCGAACUUGGCAAGGCGACCCAGAGCCCACCGUGCGCUGGCUAGGCCUACUUGGUCUUGGCCACCUGGCAAUGAAUCGUGGGAAGAUAAGGCAUGUGAACACGCUGCUGCCGGUGCUCCUUAGAGCGCUGGGCGAAGGCGAUGCGCGGCUCGUGGAUGCUGCUCUAGGUGCACUCCGGAAACUACUCCUGCAACCGGGAGCACCGGUGAGGCUCCUCAGCUUCGAGCUGCGACCACGCCUCCCGCCGCUACUGGACGACGCUCGGGACUCUGUCCGUGCUUCAGCGGUAGGACUUCUUGGAACGCUGGUGCGGCGGGGUCAGAGAGGGCUCCGGCUGGGGCUUCGGGGACCCCUGCGGAAAUUGGUGCUGCAGAGUCUGGUGCCGUUAUUGUUACGCCUACACGACUCCAGCCGGGACGCUGCUGAGAGCUCAGAGUGGACAUUAGCUCGCUGUGACCAGGCCCUUCGAUGGGGCCUGCUGGAGGAGAUGGUCACUGUGGCUCACUAUGACAGCCCCGAGGCUCUCAGCCGUGUCUGCCACCGCCUGGUUCAGCGAUAUCCAAGCCAUGUUAAGCAUUUCCUGAGUCAGACCCAGGGCUACCUGCGGAGCCCACAGGACACCUUGCGCCGCGCAGCCACGGUGCUCAUAGGCUUCCUCGUCUAUCAUGCUAGCCCCCGUGGAGUCAGUCAGGACCUGUUGGACUCUCUGUUCCAGGACCUAGGACAGCUGCAGGGCGACCCGGAGUCUGCGGUUUCCGCGGCAGCGCACGUGUCUGCCCAGCAGGUGGCGCUGCUUGCCCGGGCGCAGGUCCGACCUCGCCGCUCCAGCCUCUUACGCUUCAUCCGCCAUCACUCAUACCCUACAAGGCCCCAUCCACUCUAUGACGAUAGUCCGUUCCUACGCCGGAGCCUUGCAGGCCGAUGGAGCUGUCCUGAACCUCGGUGAGCCAGGCCCGGUAUCCAGAUUCAUGGGCACACGCUAUCCAUGCUGUCACCUAUAGCAGAUCUGCAGAAGAGGCUCUAUUCGGGUCCCCCUGGGCCUGGUGCUGGAUGGACACUGGCGCUCAUUGCCCUUAACUACUUUCUAUGGGCCCACCAUGUGACAGCUGCGUGGCGGAUGGCACGUUCCAUCCCAAGUCCCUCUUGUAGUGUUGGUAUUUAUUCUCUGCUAGGCCAGUUCUGUCAGUUCCCUGGAGUGUGUGCCCUCUGCCCUAGCUUGGACUUGGCGCCUGUCUGGAAUAGCCGCUGCUUCCCAAGCGAGAGUCUGAUGGAAGCACUGAAGUUGAUGCCACCAUAGGCUGCCCGGGCCGCUUCCUCCGGCUCAGUUUGCAUAGCUACGGUUGUACCUGUCAUGGCUUUCCUAGUUAUGCCAUCCGUCUGUCGUCCCUGAGUCAGACUUCUUCCAGCCGCUAUUCCUUACAGCUGUCCUGGGUUAUGUCCCCAAGAGGCAUUGACCUGCUCUCCUGUCCAUCCCUACUCCUUUGGAUAACCUAUCCAUUUCCUACUCCGCCCGACUCAUGUCAGAACCACCUGUACAAUGGUGUUCUCUAGAAGGUAUCUCUAACAUCCCUUUGUGCUGGAGAGCCCAAGGCAGGAUUGUAUCCGUGGGUUGAGGUAUGGGAAGCAGGCACUCCACACCCACCAGACUGUGAAUGGGUAUGUCAUUACCCACUGUCCCGUACGGGGCUCAAAUGGAAGGCAUAGCUGGACAGACAGGAGGAGUCAGCCAUAGUUGUGACCCCACCCCUCAGCACUUGCCUAGGAGCUUCCUCCACUUCAAAUGCGUACCUCAGGCUGCAGGGUGAGGACAAACACAGGCUAUG
Molecule: messenger RNA, 3076 nt
Organism: Onychomys torridus (southern grasshopper mouse)
Lineage: Eukaryota; Metazoa; Chordata; Mammalia; Rodentia; Cricetidae
Gene: Mroh6
Product: maestro heat like repeat family member 6
Exons: 14
Coding region: 43-2199 (718 amino acids)
Cellular component (GO): cytoplasm
Source: RefSeq, a predicted model, not a curated record